Molecule: messenger RNA, 2421 nt
Organism: Electrophorus electricus (electric eel)
Lineage: Eukaryota; Metazoa; Chordata; Actinopteri; Gymnotiformes; Gymnotidae
Source: RefSeq, a predicted model, not a curated record
GAUGUUUCUAAAUGUCCAUGAACAAUACUUCAGCUCCUGUGCCCUGGAGGAGGAGCCUCUUCGUGAUCCCCCACCAGAGGCCUGGGAGUUUGAGGGAGUGGACUGCCACAUCAAUUACCACUGCUGCUGCUACAUUUGAUAUUUAUCUACCAUCUGGAUUUCUAGUUGGCUCGCCACUACUUGUUCAUCUGUCUGGAUUUGGAGUGUUCCAAGGUUUGGGAGGUUUGACACUGAAUACCCUACCACCACAUCAGCACGAGAAGCCUUGUACUUGAAGUCCUGAGUGUGCAAACUGAGGUGUAGGGAUAAAGGAGAUAGGGUGUACGGAUGAAGAGGCUAGGGUGUUGGGGUAUUUGUAAACAUUUAAUUUUGUGAGUCAGUCACAGAAUUAAAUAAUGAACUAUAUGAAGACAAAACAGUGACAAUGACAUUCCAUGAAACUGGUCAACUGAUGCAGCAUUCAGCAGGAACAUAUGGUAUUCAGCAUAAGAAAUUCGAUAAUGGAGGAGGAGGCUGCACGGAUGAACAUUUAACGAGUCAAGGCCGUACAACCGCACUUCUUGUCCGGUACAAGAACUCGUUACUCUCGAGUGUUAAAAAAAUGCGCUCUUUUACGUUUAUUUUGCCGCUCCUAAGCGAAUUAUUAAGUAUUUGUGGCGGGGAUGUUGGCGAUUUCUCGCCCUGUUUAAAUUAUUUCUACCGAGCUUGCCCUCCUCGAGGUAUCUCAGGAAUUCCGAUCUGUCAACGCUAUGAGAACCGAUAUCACUUCGCGACACUGUACAGUCAUGAGCGUCGCACGCCAUGGUUUUCGGCGUACGUCUACUCGCCGCCAAAGGACAAGAGACCCAAGAGCGUCUGGAAAUAUGAACCACAGUUGGCUAACUCUCAUUCGGACGGCAACAUGGUCCCGUUCCCACCACCGCCGGAAAAAGUGGACCAGAAUGUAGUGGAGAGCCAAGCCGUGCAGCAGGACUACAUCAACUCCACCUACACACGCGGGCACCUGAGCCCGAGCCUGCACCACAGGGAUAGUGAGAGUCGGAAUGCCACCUUCACCCUCACCAACAUUGUGCCGCAGCGGGCCGGCUCCAACAAUGGUCCCUGGGCCAGGCUAGAGGCCAAAGUCAGCAAGAGCCUGGCAGCGCACUGUCUGGGCGACGCCCAUGUGGUGACAGGGGUGAUCCCAUACAUGAGCGAGCGUUGGCUGAAGGAUGAGAACAGGGUGGCUGUACCUGAGUACCUGUGGUCAGCAUACUGCUGCUGGAACUAUACGCAGGACCUCCCUAAGAGCCUGGCGAACAUGUACCCAGCGUUCGCUGCCAUCGGGAGGAAUGACCCUGACAGCUCAGAGGAGAUCGUGCCGGUUGACCGAUGCCGGAAGAAGGCCGAGCUCGGCUAUGACGUGCGGACCAUGGCCCUGUCCGCCCUGGAAAUGUACCUGACGCAGAGGUAUGGAGUGCCGGUUGGCGUCUUCCACAAGCAAUGCACCAGAUCAGAACCUUCUGGCAGAAGCUGGGAACCUGUCUAAAGGACCGAUGAGGAUCUUUAAUAUUUCAGGAAUGUUUGAAAUAGCAAUAGCAGGUGUAAACAAGGUGCUAUUUUAUUGAAAAUGAGCCAAAAUGAUCAAUGUUACACUUUAAUCAAAGUUCCAUCUUAAAUCAAAUAUGCAUUUUUAAAAUUAACCAUUUUUUCUUCCUCCAGCAUGGGAAUUUUAGAAUAGUUUUUAAAAUGUUUUACAUACAGAGUAUCUAGUUAGAGAGAAGACUUGAUUUAACUAGAAAAUCACUAGGAUAGUAAAUGUUGAUGUUGGGGAAAAAAACUGAAAUUGUGAUCAAGAUCGAAAUAACAUUUUAUAGAUAAACUUAACCAUGUGAUUUAAUCUUAAAGCUACAACACUGAUCUAAUAGGUUACUGUGCAACACCACGCAGAGUUUCAUUACAGUACUAGUCAAACGCUGACAUAAUGUACAAGAAUUUUAGGCAUUAAAUUAACUAGUGAACAUAAAAUUACAUGUUUGUUAGAGGUCUGAGCUAACAUUUAAAAGCCUUCUGAAAAUACUAAAAAAUGAAGUUACUUGUCAAGAUUAUACGCAUAUAUGUAGAACUGUAUUAGCUAAAUAAUGGUGGUUCUAUGGUAUCAGCAUUAGGUGGCAGUAUUUGUUUAAAAAAUUAAGCCCAAAUUUUAUAAUAAUUAUGUUUAUGGAAGUAUAGCAAGUAGAACAACUUGUCACAUUCACGUAUAAGUUGUAGCGUCAUAAGUUUACAUAUUGUUGUUCAGGAUGAGGCUUUUAAUUUUGAAUAGUCCAAUAGUCCCAUACUGUUAACAUUCCUAUACCUAGUAAUUUUGUUUCUCUCCAUUUCAUUUGUGGUAUUGCUUACAUGACUCAUGACAUAUAUUAAUAAACAAACUCCUUGAAUUCA